AUUGUUUAUAUUUCAACGUAUCCAUAAUUUACUAUUUAAUAUUUUCUUUUGUCUAAAAGUAUAAGUCUAGGUCAUUGAUUUUGAAAGGUGGCGAUGACCUAGACUCGUGUUUUUAAAUGAGAACAAUAUCGAUGACUUAUUUAAUGGUCAAAUUUUUAGAUUACUUAGUGAAUUUAAUCCUUACAUACCCUUCUUACUUCCUCCAAGCUUACAUCAAAGCAUAAAUUUGUGAAUAUGGAAACAAUAGAAUAGUAUUCAUAGUGACUACUAGCUCUCUCUCUCUCUAUAUAUAUAUAUAUAGGUAGGUACUCAUAAACAAGGAAUAUAACUAAUUAAGCUCUUCAAUCACUCUCACACACACACAUGUUCUAACCAUUGCAAAGCUUGGUUAGCUAGCUCUUAAAAUGGCUGAGAUUGAACUUGAAAGUUUGUUUAAUCAUGCCAUUAGAGGGCAAUGGAGAGAAGUUAUAGAGUCAUAUGAAAAAAACCCUAAAGUAUUGGAGGCCAAGAUCACAAAAGUAGAAGACACAUUGUUACACAUUGCUGUGUAUCUGAAGCAAACACUCUUUGUGACAACCUUGUUAGAUAAAAUCAGCAAAGACAUGUGUUGGGACAUCCUACGAAUGCAAAACUCAAAGGGAAAUACUCCUCUUCAUGUUGCAGCAGAGCUUGGGAAUGUAGAAAUUUGCAACAACAUAGCUAAAAGAGAUCCUAUCCUCAUUUCCUGUCGAAAUUUCGAAGGCGAAACUCCUCUUUUCUUGGCAGCUGUAUAUGGCAAAAGAGAGGCAUUCUUUUGUCUUCAUAGUCGUCAUCAGGACAAAGAUGAUUAUUCAGUUUCAAGAAAAAAUAAUGGGGACACUAUUCUUCAUUCUACCAUAUCCAGUGAAUACUUUGGUUUGGCACUUCAAAUAAUUGGAAUGUAUCCAAAGCUGGUGAAUGCUGUAAACCAUGAUGGAUUAUCACCUCUCCAUAUUCUUGCUAGGAAACCUAAUUGUUUCAGAAGCUGCACAAGGAUGGAGCUAAUUGAUAGUAUCAUCUACACUUUGUCAGGUUCGUUUGUUGAUGACGACAAGGAAGAAAGAUAUGACCAUAUUAACGAAGCAUACACUCAGACUUCUCGUCACUAUCCAUUGAACUAUGGAACAUGCAUGACCUUCUUAUCUUUGUUGAAUAGUGGCUUUAAAGUAACAACAACAGGAAAAGAUUCAAAUGCUGCAACUAGUGAUGAAGAGAAUAAUUUCUCUCAAAAAUUUGAGCAAGGGCAACCAAAGAGAGAAAAGAAACAUUACCUGUUCCCUCCCAAUUGGGAAUCCAUGAUCCGACUUUUAGUUCUUGGAAUGAAGGCCUGCCUAAUCAUUUUUGGUGUUGGAGCAACAUGGGUAGAGAAAAUCCAAAGGAGGAAGGAAAAACAUAUUCGGGCUAAGCAAGUAAUGAAUGAACUGAUUCAGCAUGCUUCUUUAUUCAAGUAUGAUUUCACAGGACCAAGUUCUAAUGUUGAAGAGAAUGGUGGUGAUGACAUAGGUAAAAUAAAGAGCAAUACAGAAAAUGAGGCUAUUGCGAAAAGGAGAACAAUGUCACCAAUUUUAAUCGCAGCAAAGAUGGGAGUGACUGAAAUGAUUGAAAAGAUUCUAGAUGUGUACCCUGUGGCUAUUCAAGAUGUGGACAGUCAGAACAAAAAUGUUGUUCUUUUGGCCAUAGAAAAUAGGCAACCUCAUGUAUACAGUUUGUUAAAUAAGAGGAGUAUAAUCAAGGAAACUGCAUUUCGUCAAGUUGAUAUCAAUGGUAACAGUGCAUUGCACCUUGCUGCUACUUAUAGAAGGUUUAAGCCUUGGCGUGUACCUGGUGCGGCAAUGCAAAUGCAGUGGGAAUACAAGUGGUAUAAGCUUGUUAAGGACUCCAUGCCGCCUAAUUUCUAUGAACGUUAUAAUAAGGAUGGGAAAACAGCAAAGCAGGUCUUCAUUGACACACACGGACAACUUGUAAAAGAAGGUGGUAAAUGGCUCACCAAAACUGCAGAAUCAUGCUCAGUGGUAGCAGCACUUGUUGCAAGUGUUGCAUUCACAACCUCAACAUCUAUCCCAGGUGGUUAUGAUGAUGAUGGUAUACCAAUAUUCCUAAAAAAGCCUGUUUUCAAACUAUAUGCUGUAGCAUCACUUGUUGCACUUUGCUCCUCUGUCAUGGCUCUUGUUAUGUUUCUUUCGAUACUAACGUCUCGGUUUCAAGAAAAGGAUUUUCUUGUGGACUUACCAAAAAAGCUUCUUCUAGGGUUGACUACACUCUUCACAUCUAUAGCAUCUGUAUUGGUCUCAUUCUGUGCAGGGCAUUUCUUCAUUGUUGAACACCAGCUGAGAACUGCAGUUUAUCCCAUAUAUGCUUUAACAUGUUUGCCUGUGUCCUUUUUUGCCUUGGUCCAACUCCCUCUGUACUUUGAUCUGAGUUCGGCUAUGUUUCGGAAGGUUCCUCAGCGCAGCUACAAAGUGUUCUUUCACUAGUUGCUUCAUCAUUAGUUUAAGCAACUCUUAUGAUCAAAUCCCUUAGAUAUAUUAUAAACAAUAAACACUUCUGGACUAUGACUAUGUCUUAGUUUAAGAAUUACUUUUAAUUGGUAGGAAAGUGUUAUGAGGAACGUUUGGUUCUCACUGUGCACUCACUUUACCCCAUUACCAUAUAUAUUUAAGUGAUAUUACAAGAUUAUCAUUGCACGGUUUCAUCUUA
Messenger RNA from Medicago truncatula (barrel medic), 2715 nucleotides. Its product is annotated as ankyrin repeat-containing protein NPR4. The record is from RefSeq and is a predicted model, not a curated record. NCBI's taxonomy places the organism in Eukaryota, Viridiplantae, Streptophyta, Magnoliopsida, Fabales, Fabaceae. Gene Ontology annotation, cellular component: membrane. The transcript has 7 exons. The coding region runs from base 405 to 2492 and encodes 695 amino acids. Gene Ontology annotation, molecular function: protein binding.